GUUUGUAGGUUUCAAAUGUAUGAUGUGACAAAAUUAUGCAUAUAAUAAUAGGUCGGUGGUUUGCCGAAAUUUGUUUCUAUAAAUAGAUGGGUAUGCAAUACAAUGGCUUUCACUAAUCCUUUUCUUUCCCCUCCUUGUUAUAUUUUGUUCCGGCGACGGCAACUGAUUCCUUUUCUGAAAUAUGUCGGAGAAGAAACCAUCCGAUGCCUCAUCUUUUUCCUUCACUUCUGAUCUCUUUGGGAUCAGAGACACUUCUUCACUCUCUUCUAAUCACAUUUUUGGCCCUGUUUUCUCUUCUUCUUUCAAGCCCUCCGGCCAGCACUCCGAAGUCGGUGGUAAAUCACCUGCUCUUUCAUACUUCCCCAAAACUGGAAAUUCCAAAUAUAAGGAAUGCAAGAAUGGGAGCACAUCAAGCAGAGAGAUGGGUUCGUUUUAUCAAGAACAGAGAACAAACCCAUGUCAUCUUAGUUCUUCAAUCUACUAUGGUGGUCAGGAUGUCUAUACUCAAAAUCCAGCAACUGGGUUCAACUCCCCUUUAAAGAGAGAUCAUGGGGGAGAAGAUGAUUCUGGCGGUGCUUCUAGAGGAAAUUGGUGGCAAGGCUCUCUUUACUAUUGAGAAACUCACACCCCGCCAUCAAGGUGCAACACACACUCCAUUACAAUAAAUAUAAUACAUGGAGAUGAAUCAUACAGGAUUUUACCAGCCAAAAUGGUAGUCGAGACAUCUACUUUUAAAGUUGGAGAGGUUCAAACUUUUAUACGUAACAUUUGUUGUACUUAAAAAGAGGAUGUUACACUAUCAUGAUAAUGGUUAUUAACAUCAUUCCAGCAAAGAAGUAGAAUGUUUAUCAAGUUGUAUUUGAAGUCUGUAUAUAAAAUAUAUAUUUGGUAAGAAAUGGAUAUGAAGACAAGAGAAUCUGGAAUUGUUUGCGCAUAGGAUAUAGUCUUAUCCUUAUCUUCAUAUACUCAUCCCAUCUUUUCUUAUACUUUAAUGACCCUAUCCAAUGUAUAAUUCUCAGAUGUUUCUUCUA
Cucumis sativus (cucumber) is the source of this 1031-nucleotide messenger RNA. RefSeq lists its product as uncharacterized. The transcript is spliced from 6 exons. The coding region runs from base 182 to 616 and encodes 144 amino acids. The record is from RefSeq and is a predicted model, not a curated record. Lineage: Eukaryota; Viridiplantae; Streptophyta; Magnoliopsida; Cucurbitales; Cucurbitaceae.